This is a messenger RNA of Lineus longissimus, 3382 nucleotides long. RefSeq lists its product as uncharacterized. The transcript has 3 exons. The coding region runs from base 813 to 2036 and encodes 407 amino acids. Lineage: Eukaryota; Metazoa; Nemertea; Pilidiophora; Heteronemertea; Lineidae. The record is from RefSeq and is a predicted model, not a curated record.
CACUCGCGCCGAUAGUAUGCACCAUCGACAAACACGUUUCAAUGGAAAAUAACGAAUUGUGAUUGGCUCAUUUGUUAUGAUUACACUGGCAAAUCAGAAUCGAACACAUCUGAUUGGACAGAACGACCGGAAUCGGCUGACCAAUUUCAGCUUUAAUUCGGCAAUCUCGGAUACCUGAAUACGAUCUUUCUCUGCGAGAGAUGCCGACCUAGAUGCAGCGGGUCUCUUUAGUGAAGAGUGAGUGCGGAUCAGAAAUUACCGGCACGCUCACAUUGCUUCUUCAUCAUUGGGGGAGAUAAAGAUCGCACGGAAACUCAAAUAUGCCGCUCUAUGAGUAACUGGACCAGUUAUGCCUCAAUAUAGACUUUAAUGGAAGCCGAAUCAAGCUUCGCUCGUAUGACAGGUGAUCUCACUGAUGAAAAGAUAUCAGUCAUCGUUUCGAACCUUAAGGGUUCUUCUACAGGAGUGAAUAACAUCAUGAAAACCUUGUCGGCUUCGUUAAAGGGGAUUUCGCACACUAACGAUUCAGCCCACUUUUGACAUUUUCUCGGGCAGUGAAAAUGAACCGUCUCAUUUCCUAUUUAUAAGUCUGGCGCAGAUGAGUUAGCUAGAUUAGGCCUGCUGAACAUGUGGACAAUAGGGUCCGCAAUAGGGUUCCAUUCAAGAACUUGCGUAUGACAAGAUGAUGUCUUGAUAUCUACUGCAUUGUACUCGUCGUAGGAAAUACGCUUUAAAGUGAAAUAAAAAGGCAACCACGGCCAUUGAGAUGGCAUAACAAAACUUAAAUAUGAUCAGAAACACGCUGGCUAAACAUGGACAUCUUCUCCCAUGAGGAUUAUUUUGCCAAGGUCGUAUUUGGCUGGACCAUAAAGGAGCCAGAUCUUGGUUCUGAUGUCGUUUCGUCAUUACUUGCAUGUGUUGUGCUCUGUCAACACCUCAAGAACUGUACAACUGUUAGUAUUUUUCCUGAUCAUGCGGCAUCGCUUGGUUGUCAGAUGAGUAAGAGGAAGGGGACAUGUAUGGAGAAGGAGGAGGCUGUCUCACACCCAGGAGCCAAGACGUAUCAGAGAAAGAGAUUUGAACAGUAUGGCUACCAAUCUAGAUGGCAAGUUUUAUUUCGACCGCCCAUACUUGCACUGAAGAAGGACAAGUGGUUCUUCGAUUUGAAAUCAUCAAAGUUUGUAAUGAUGAAAUCCCCACCCAAAACCCCUUAUGAGCCCGGAUAUGUAAAAGUACGGGUUUACCACAUGAGUAAUGGGUCCUUUAGUGUCGUGUACUCAACAAGCUUCUAUCCAUCACUAACUAUUAUGGGAUUUUUUCAUUUUCUCUACAAAAGAUUCUUGAUUUUUGUCAGUCGCAAGACAGGUCAUAUUGCUUAUCGCCUCUUCAACAUAAAACAAGGACAAUUUGAAGGCGCGGUUGUCACUCCACGACGCGAUGCUUGCAAUGGGAGAAGGGCUAACAUUAAUUAUCUAUUUAACGAUAUAUUUCUAGUCACCUGUCCAACUCGAGACAAAUCGAGUAUGUAUCACGUGAUCGAGUUUAACAAGACUGGUAUUUCUAACCUUUUCCUAAAACCCCUGACUUACUUGCCUUUAAAACUCGACCCAAUCUUUGGACAUAACGGGGAUAUCUUCUGCGUUAAUGAAAGCAAUGGCUCAUAUAUCAUCACUGCCUACAGACGGCAAAACCAAUACCAACCGGUGAUCUACAUAGUAAAACUGAUCGACGUGCUUAAAAAUUGUCGGCACACAUUUCAUCUGUUCAGCCCUUUGCGUGACUUUCUAGAGACUCUAUGUCUUCCUGGCCCUAGUCAAGCCGUUACAUACCAACAAAUCUACCAACCAAAGAAUGGUCUUCGCAAGAAAGGCGCAGGUAAACUGAUUUUAAAGCCAAUUAUUUUAAAGUUUUCCCCACAACGACACGAUGACAAUCCACACCAUGUGUUCUUUACACCUCUUGAUGGCUCACUACUUCAUGUGGUUACAGUGAAGAAUUACAUUAAGUUAGUGGCAGUUUACAAAGGAAUUGUGUAAUGCAAUAGCUUAGUUGAAUGAGCUAUGGACAUUGAAGCUGCAGAGAUUCACAUGAAUGCGGCAAUAUGGUACUCCAGACACGUACUGUGGCAAACUGGAGACUUGACAGAAACUCGUCGAUAUCUUUGUGAAGGCUUCGCAUAAACAAUGACCGAUGACCCAGAAACAACCCUUCAAAAGGGUGUCGAUGCCUUUGUGCAGUUAUCGGUAUAUGAGGCACUUGAUUAAAUAAUGACCGAUAAUCCAGGACCAUCCGUACAAAAGGGCGUUGAGCUUCGUUUCGUAGGACAGUGUACGUACACGUUGGUUGAACCUGAUGAGCCUGGUAAACGCCGAUCCCGGACGUUGAACGUAUUACGGACGAAUGUGAAUUGUCGUUUAGUAGAUCAGACACACUUCGACAGCAGAAUAUGAUAAAAGACAUAACCCUUGUCACCCGUCAAGGUGAAUGAACCAAAAGGAUAUUCCGUGGAUCGAGCUGCAUUGAAUCUGAUCAUCAGAAUGAACCACGAAGAAUAAAUAAGUCGUUGAGCCUGCAUCCAGAGUCCAAAAUCUGAGCCAGGUUUUUAGCAACUACUCGCAUGCACGAUAUUCGGUGACGAACUCACACCUAAUACAUCUUAGUUUUUAAAUAUUCAUGGAUAAAGUGCCUGGGAACAGAGGAUUUGACGGUAUUAUGUAUUUUAAUCUCUGAGGUAAGUUCAUGAGCUUCAUAGAACGAUAUCUUUAAUCUGUCACCCUACAAUAGGAACAGUUUGCGAGGGGAACAUUAACACUGCAGUACCAGCCGGUUCACUCCGACACCGCCAGAGAUUCAUGAAAUAAACACUCAGGCUAAAAUGGAAUUGUUUCUUCCGUUCAAUCUAUACGCUAUAUGCGCUGUAUCCUGGAUCAUGGAUAGAAUUGAUUGUCCGAUAACAGAUGGCUACUUCAUAUUCGUCACCAGAGUCAUCUUUGUCAUCCUCGGCGCCAUUGCUUUCAAUGUCCGGAACAGAAUCUGGGACGUCUGACCUGGUGUCCUCCCAUUCCCUUGACUUCCAGUUCCUGUGCGGGAGAUAUUGGUGCACCCCUCCAUUCCAGCUAUCCUCCUCCUCCACCGUGUACCGUAUCACUCUCACCAUCCCGCAUGUACCAGUAUGUUACAAGCUGCUUCAUCAUUUUAGCCGCCUGCUAACACUGGCUCGGAUCCUGGCCGAUAACGAUGUUGAUGUAAGACUACCAGUAAGAUGGCAGCCACCAUUGCGAGAUGCAUCUCUAAGCCCGUCUAUAGACAAUGUAGACCAUUUCAACCAGGCUUCUCCAGUGCAACAGGGACUCCGGCACAUGAACAUGAACACCAUUUUCAA